GUGUCCAUUCGCUCGGGUCUCCGCGGUUGGCUCGACGCAGGAGAGAUGGGCAAUUGGCUCCGACACAUCAGGGUUGCCGCGGCGCCCGUCUAUGGCAAUCUGCGACACCUUCUCCUCGCGGGACAGAUAUUCUACGAGGCUAUACGAGAUAUUUCACAGACCGAGGAGUUGCUUCUGAUCCGCAAAUCUGUUAUUGAUCUCGACACGUCGGCCAUUGAUGAGCAAGUACAAGUGGGGUCGCCCGAAGAGAAGUCAGAGAACACGGGCGACGACUGCGACGACGAGGACGAGGACGAAGACAUUUCGCGACACCGGUGCUUGCAGUGCGACAAACACUUCGGGGAUUAUGACGAGCUGGACGAGCACCUGGUCACCGCCCACGGCUACUCGGCCGGCCAGUACCGCUGCGACUACUGCCCGCGCGCCUUCGCCUGGCGCCCCAACCUGAUCCAGCACAAGACGAUCCACGGCGAGUACAAGCGCUACCCUUGCGAGAACUGCCCGCGGGUGUUCACGGACGCCAUGGUCCUGCAGAAGCACAUCCGCAACCAACACGCGGGCGCGCGCUCGCACGCCUGCCCCGAGUGCGGCAAGACGUUCGCCACGAGCUCGGGCCUCAAGCAGCACACGCACAUCCACUCGUCCGUGAAGCCCUUCCAGUGCGAGGUGUGCUUCAAGGCGUACACGCAGUUCAGCAACCUGUGCCGCCACAAGCGCAUGCACGCCGACUGCCGCCUGCAGAUCAAGUGCACCAAGUGCGGCCAGGCGUUCUCCACCGUGACGUCCUUGGCCAAGCACAAGCGCUUCUGCGACACGGCGCCCUCGCUGUCGCUGCCCCCCGGCCACCCCAGCCUGCACGACAAGCUGUCCCACGGCCUCUCCAUGAACAGCAUGCCCUCGUCGCCGCCCAACCCCUUCAUGAUGUACCCGCGGCCGCCCCUGCCCCUGCUGCCGCCCUCGCUCCUCUCCGGCUACCCCAUGUUCCCCUCCCUGCCCGGCCUGGUGGGCGGCCCCCAGCACCCGCUCCUCACCUCGUCCCUCCUGCUGCCCUUCCAGAACUCCGGAUCCAACGGCGGCCGCGACACGUCCUUCUCGGUCCCGAAGGAGGAGAAGGAGCCGAGCGACUUCGGGGCGCGCAUGGACAUCUCGCCGCGCCCCGACCCGGUGGAGUCCCCGGCGCGCGAGCCGGCGGCGCUGCAGCCCCCGCCGCGCCGCUCGCCCUCACACUCGCCCAAGCAGGCGUCCGUGUUCCCCCUCGGGGAGUCGCCGCGCAGAUCAGAGUCGCACGACCUUCCCGACGAACCCAAGGAGCCGUCGCCGCCCGAGCGCCAGCGCCGCACGACGCCCGAGCCGCCCGCGAGGGAGGUCAAGCUGGAGUCGUCGCGCGCGCCCGGCGAGAGGAAGGAGCAGCCGCUCGACCUGACGCUGCGGCGCGAGAGGAGCGGCGGCGAGCGCGACGACCUGUUCCUGGGGCGGCUGGAGAGCAUGUCGCACAGCAGCGACUCGGCCGAGGAGAGACUGCGCUCGCCGGCGCCGCUCGAGGUCAAGUCGGUGGAGGAGCCGCGGCCGCGCCCCGACCACCCGUUCCUGCGCAUCAGCGAGCUCCUCAAGGACACCACCACCACCUCCGUCGCCCCCGCCCCGCCGCAGCCCCCCUCUUUUUUAGACGCGCCUAGCAAGCUGCCGCUCGCGUACCCGCGCCCGCUCCACCCUGCGGCGCUGCUCGACAUGUACCGCAACCUGGACCGCAGCCUGGACCGCAGCCCGCUGCUGCCCGGCGCCGGCCUGGGGGGCGCGCGCUACCCGAUGCUUCCGCCGUACUUCCCGCACAACAACAUGGCCAGCAUGGGCCUCGGCCUCAACCGCACCACGGGGCUGGACAUGCUCAAAGCGCACAUGUCCAACGCCGGCCGACCCUACGGAGACAUCAGCCGCCCCUACGACCUCAUGGCGACGCACAUGCCCCGCGCCAAGGACCGCUACGCAUGCAAGUUCUGCGGCAAGGUGUUCCCGCGCUCGGCCAACCUGACGCGGCACCUGCGGACACACACGGGCGAGCAGCCGUACAAGUGCAAGUACUGCGAGCGCUCGUUCAGCAUCUCGUCCAACCUGCAGCGCCACGUCCGCAACAUCCACAACAAGGAGAAGCCGUUCAAGUGCCCGCUGUGCGACCGCUGCUUCGGCCAGCAGACCAACCUCGACCGCCACCUCAAGAAGCACGAGGUCGAGGGCCCCAACCCCCCCGACUCGCCCGACGCCCCCGACUCCAGCAGCGCCGCCGUCGACACCUCCACCAACUUCUUCAGCGACGAGAUCCGGUCCUUCGUCGACAAGGUGACCGACUCGACCACGGAGGACCUGCCCGUCGACGAAGGCGUGGACGACGACGACGACGACGAGAAGGAGCCCAUCGACGUGACCGCGGACGAGGACAUGGUCGACUCCCAGUGCGCCGCCAAGAGGGUCAGAGUCGAGUGAGCGAAAGGAACGGGAGAAUAAAAGAAGGAAAAGGGUUCGGGAGAGAGAGAGAAAGGAGGAGUAGGAGGAGGAAGUAGAUUUAUAUAAAUAUAUAUAUAUUUAAAUCUUUAAAAAAAGCCAAAAAUGUCUCACAGACAAUGGGACGGACGAGUGAUUCUAAGAGACAUGCCAUGUAUAUAGAGUGAAGGAAAAGGCACGAGCACGUUAUUAUGUAAAUCACGCCCUCAGUGGCCGACUGUUGCACCCAGGACCUCGUACCUCAAAGGAAUUAAUCAAACAAACAAGGAACGUACUCUAGUAUAAAAUUCUCUUGAUUCAAAUAAGGUGAAAAAAGGAGAGAAAGAAAGAGAGAAUUUUUUUACUCGAAGAGAAAGGAAAAAAAAACAAACUCAGUUUUUUCCAGAAAUCUCAACGUGAAAUCAUUAAUGGUAAUAAUUAAUAAUUAAUAAUUAAAUGAUAAAAUCCGUGGGCUUCAUUGACCACGACGAAUCCGGUAUGAAAUAAUGUAUUCUGUAUGUACUAUUUUUAAUGGAAUUUUAGCCUAAAUGACUCGAUAUGAACUUCAAAGAUUUUAUAGAAUUUUUUUCCAUAUAUGUCCUUCCUCUGCCUCUUGUAAACUUAAAUAAUUCAUUAGGUGUGAGUUUUGUGCAAUGGAGUUAUUGUAUUACUUUUUAACUUAUGCUCUGUAGUGCUGUAGUUGUAAAUAACCCGUUGAUAAAUUAUAUUUUGUUAAUAAAAUAAUAUGAGCUGUU
Penaeus chinensis is the source of this 3230-nucleotide messenger RNA. RefSeq names its product histone-lysine N-methyltransferase PRDM16-like. Gene Ontology annotation, biological process: regulation of transcription by RNA polymerase II. The transcript has 3 exons. Gene Ontology annotation, molecular function: RNA polymerase II cis-regulatory region sequence-specific DNA binding; DNA-binding transcription activator activity, RNA polymerase II-specific. Bases 46 to 2478 code for a protein of 810 amino acids. Lineage: Eukaryota; Metazoa; Arthropoda; Malacostraca; Decapoda; Penaeidae. Gene Ontology annotation, cellular component: nucleus. The record is from RefSeq and is a predicted model, not a curated record.